AGGCAUGUGUUAUUGAUUAUUAAUGGGGGAAUAGAAAAAAAGGCUUUUGGUCAUAUUAAUCAUAGUAUUAAUGCUUCAAAGUAACAUGUCUGAAAACAAACCUAUGAGUCUUGAACACUCCACCUUCUUUAUCAUUUAGUACAAUGAAUGUGUAAUUGCAAUUUAAGGUUGUAUAUCAUUUUUGUAAAACAAUUGUUGUUUAAAAUAAAAUCUGCUUUGAUAAUUUCUCAUAUCAAGUAAAAUCUUCAAAAACAAACUGGAACCGGCAACUUUGCCUGAAAAAUGAAAUUGAUCUUCUUCUUACUACUUAAAAAAAGAUGUAUAUCAACUUCUCAAGACCAACUUCUCAGGUUUAGAAAAUGAAAAUCACUCAACGUCUUCCUCUAUAUGCAGAAACACCAUCAUCUGUGAAUGUAAAUGGUUGUCUAUAUUGGACAUUAUAGUUCUGCCAUAGUGUCACUUAAUUUCACUGUCAUUUAACACAUUCAAAUUUUUCAUUUAGAUAAAAUGCAUAAAGAACGCAAACAUUUUCUUCUGGGAUGCUGGUAGACAACCUCAUGAUUUAAGGGUCUUAUUCAUAAACACAUUGUUGAAAAAUAUAUAUUUUUUCAACCGUCCUUUGUUAAAUUUCCUCGAAAUAUUAAUGAACAGAGGUAGUUGCUCGUCAGAGAACGUAGAGAUGCUGCGGGAGAGAACACACACCUGCGGGUUGCAUACAUAUCAGCAGGUGCACCGCCUUGGCCCCGCCCCCUCUGCUCGAGGGGGCGGGGCCUGUUGUCGCACCUCUGCAGAGUGGGUGUGCCCCGAUACUGUGAGGGUUCGAUGACACAACGCCACAGAACACGUCGCCGACGCGCAGAGAAGCAGAGUCAUGGGGAAGACAGGUGGCAGAGGCGACUUUGAAUGGGUCUACAAUGAUCAGCCGCACACCUCGAGAAGAAGAGAAAUACUGGCCAAAUAUCCAGAGAUCAAGUCUCUGAUGGGUCCUGACCCCCAGCUGAAGUGGGUGGUGUCCGGCAUGGUCCUAACCCAGCUCCUGGCCUGCUACCUGGUCCACAACCUCCCCUGGAAGUGGAUCUUCUUCUGGGCUUAUGCCUUUGGAGGCUGCAUUAACCACUCCCUGACUCUAGCUAUUCAUGACAUCUCUCACAAUGUGGCCUUUGGCAACAAGCUGGCGAAGUGGAACCGCUGGUUUGCCAUGUGGGCCAACCUGCCCAUCGGGCUUCCCUACUCCGCCUCUUUCAAGAAGUAUCACAUCGACCACCAUCGGUAUCUGGGAGGUGACCAGCUGGAUGUCGACAUCCCCACCGACCUUGAGGGAUGGUUCUUCUGCACCCCAGCCAGGAAGGUCGUGUGGCUCUUCCUCCAGCCGCUUUUUUAUGCCCUGCGCCCACUGGUGGUCAAUCCCAAACCAGUGGGUCAGCUGGAGAUCCAGAACGCAGUAGUCCAGCUCACGGCAGAUUUAAUUAUCUAUUAUCUAUGGGGGCUGAAGCCCAUUGUUUACCUCAUUGCAGGGUCGAUCCUUUGUAUGGGACUGCAUCCUAUCUCUGGACAUUUCAUCGCUGAGCAUUACAUGUUCCUGAAGGGACACGAGACAUAUUCUUACUAUGGAUCUCUGAACAUGAUCACCUUCAAUGUGGGGUAUCACAUGGAGCACCAUGACUUCCCCAGCAUACCUGGCAGUAAACUACCUCAGGUCAAGAAAAUUGCAGCAGAGUUUUAUGACUCCUUGCCUCAACACACUUCCUGGAUCUGGGUACUAUGGGACUUUGUGUUCGAUGACAGCAUUGGCCCCUACGCCAGAAUCAAACGGGAAUACAAGCUGAGCAAACAGGAAUAGAUCUGUGACUGACUAUACUUCUCAUCAAACAGGAAUGUGGAUUUCAGUUGUUAAAAAUCUACGGACCACUAUUAAAUGUCAUAGUCUCUAGUUUGUUUGUUUUGUAGUGUGUACACUGUAUGUACUCAAAGGAUUUUCUGGGUAUUCACAUCUUGAAUUAGUCCCGUUCUUGAGUUAUUGUAUUCCAAAAAGUCAGCUAAAUGGUUUUCUUACCCUGUUAUUUAUUCAUACUUUUAUCCGUGCUAUAAGCAGUUGACCAGUUGUCCUGACAAUGAUGAGAAUUACAUUUUCUUAUACCCAGAAGAUACUGAGAAAAGCAAAAUGAUGAUAGUAGCAUAAGUGUGAUGAAAGGCGUAUAAUAUAGUAUUGAAUAUAAACAUUCUCAUUUCUUUGAAGACAAAGGUCACAUGCAUUCUCAAGUGGUUGUACAGAGUUGUCACUAUCUCUGUAAUUCCUCGUCAGGCCUCUUUAAGAAUUUCUCAAUGUGAUAACCUAACACACAUUUACUUCCGUCGUGCAGAACGGUGCUGAAGUGAAAAAUGAGCAUUGAAACUUACCUUUCAGUAAGAAGAGUCGUUUUUUCAGUGACGCCCCCAUUCUGCUUGUUAGCAGCUCCAUCAUGCUGUAAACGAUUUGAUUAUAUCUACAGGGAACGGACAGAAUCACAGAAACAACAUACAAGUGCAAAAAAAGAGCAGUUUUUUAAAAAAGAUUCUAAAUAAAUGAUGUUUAAAUGUUUGGUGUUUUCAGAGCUGUUGAAUGAACUUAAUGGUAUCGUAUCAGGCUGUAGUCUUGAACUAUAACAAAAUCUGUGCUGCUGAGGCUCUUCUUCACUUUCACUCUUUGAUUUUGCACUUUUUAUAUUUUUUCUUAGUUUCAAGACAACCAUAUUAAAUCAUGGUGUUGCACCAGCAUUUUCGACUGAUUUAACAGCAAUUUAGGCAGCAACACUAGUCUUUGUAUAUAUACCAUGAAUAUCAAAGGCAACACAAGAAAACCUUUUUCAGGGGCACAGAAAGGCCAUGCUGACUGAAUCGACGAUGAAGCCAGAACAAAAUAUGCAAUCAUAAGUGAUGAGGUUAAAGGAAAAAUCCCCCUGAAAUCAGUAAACAGCUUCUUGCUUAAGCAAGAAGGGGUGAUCACUCAAUUAAAGUCUCUUAACAACAUCACAGACUACAACAAAUCGCCUCUUCUGACUUAUGAAUUAAAGCUUCGGCGAAUUCGAAUUUACUGCAUAGCUCUUGUACUUUACGAUGUUUCUUGUCCAUCCAAUGUAACUUUAUCAGCGUGUUGUGAUUGAAAUCAUGAUCUGAAGUUUCUAUUGAAAUGCCAUUGUACAUUAUAUAAAAGCAGUGAAAGAUCUUUAUGAGAAGAUAUCACUAUAAAGAAUGUGUUUGUGGUA
This is a messenger RNA of Scophthalmus maximus (turbot), 3242 nucleotides long. RefSeq names its product delta(4)-desaturase, sphingolipid 2 (gene degs2). Gene Ontology annotation, biological process: sphinganine metabolic process; ceramide biosynthetic process. The record is from RefSeq and is a predicted model, not a curated record. Gene Ontology annotation, molecular function: sphingolipid delta-4 desaturase activity. Gene Ontology annotation, cellular component: membrane. Bases 872 to 1840 code for a protein of 322 amino acids. The transcript has 3 exons. NCBI's taxonomy places the organism in Eukaryota, Metazoa, Chordata, Actinopteri, Pleuronectiformes, Scophthalmidae.